This is a messenger RNA of Siniperca chuatsi (mandarin fish), 3239 nucleotides long. RefSeq names its product mitochondria localized glutamic acid rich protein a (gene mgarpa). Lineage: Eukaryota; Metazoa; Chordata; Actinopteri; Centrarchiformes; Sinipercidae. The record is from RefSeq and is a predicted model, not a curated record. Gene Ontology annotation, biological process: anterograde axonal transport. The transcript has 8 exons. Gene Ontology annotation, cellular component: mitochondrion. The coding region runs from base 162 to 1823 and encodes 553 amino acids.
UCUUUGGCAUCAACCACCCUCCAUACCAGCGGCACCGGACAACAUAUAUUGCGCAACAGCGAGCAGGUCUGUUCUCCGCUUCCUUGCACGCAGAGUAGAGCGCACCAUUCAUCCAGCAUUGGAAGCCGCAGCAGUCCCACCGUAGCCCUCGGAGCGCAGCGAUGUUUUCCUGCAGAGCGGCCUGGCAAAGGUGUGGGCCUUUGGCACGGAGAGCAGCCUACAGGUUGCCCCGGGAUGUUGUGCAGCGGCGGCCGAUGUCGUCUGUUCCUGGUGGGUCUGGGGAGAACAUAGUCUAUGCCGUGCUGUGUGGUGGAGCUUUUGUCGGUGCUUUGUCAUAUGCAUACAGCACUGUGUCCACAGACAACGACAGGUUCAAUGAUCGCAUUGCAGAAAUCAAUGCCAGACCCAAGACAGAGUGGGUACCUAAACCAUGGCCACCGAAGGGCAAGGACGGCGAAGAGGGUGGAGAGGAGGAGGAGGAGGACGCAGCAGCUGAGGAGGCCGGGGGAGAGGCCGAGGUUGGCAAAGAGGAGGCUGAGGCUGCUGCUGCUGAUGGGGAGGCAGAAACUGUAGUGGAGGUAGUUGCUGAGGCAGUUGCCGAGACUGCGGAGGUCGUUGCCGAGGUGGCGGAGGUCGUUGCCGAGGCUGCGCAGGAAGUGGAGACGGUCGCAGAAGAAGUGGUCCAAGUGGCCGAAGCUGUUGAGGAGGCUGCCCAGGCUGUCGCAGAACCAGCCGCCGUCACUACCGAGGAGCCUGAAAGCAACGUGCUGCUGGCAGCUGCCUCUACACUAGAGGUACUGAAGAUAGCUGAAGUAAAGGAAGAGUUGGCACCCGCUGUUGAAGACGCCAAAGAGGAAGAGUCCCCGGAACCUGUAGAGGCAAAGCCUGUUGAAGAAAUUUCACCAGUUGAGGCUCCUGCUCCCACUGGGGCCCCUGCACCAGUGGAAGAGGCCCCUGCACCAAUAGAAGAUGCCCCUGCACCGGUGGAGGUUGCAGCAGCAGAAGAGGCCCCUGCACCAGUGAAGGUUGCAGCAGUAGAAGAGGCCCCUGCACCAGUGGAGGUUGCAGCAGCAGAAGAGGCCCCUGCACCAGUGAAGGUUGCACCAGCAGAAGAGGCCCCUGCACCAGUGAAGGUUGCACCAGCAGAAGAGGCCCCUGCACCAGUGGAGGUUGCAGCAGCAGAAGAGGCCCCUGCACCAGUGGAGGUUGCACCAGUAGAAGAGGCCCCUGUACCUGUAGAAGAGGCCCCUGCACCAGUGGAGGUUGCACCAGUAGAAGAGGCCCCUGCACCAGUGGAGGUUGCACCAGUGGAAGUUGCACCAGUAGAAGAGGCCCCUGCACCAGUGGAGGUUGCACCAGUGGAAGUUGCACCAGUAGAAGAGGCCCCUGCACCAGUGGAGGUUGCAGCAGUAGAAGAGGCCCCUGCACCAGUGGAGGUUGCAGCAGUAGAAGAGGCCCCUGCACCAGUGGAGGUUGCAGCAGUAGAAGAGGCCCCUGCACCAGUGGAGCCUGAUGGUAUCACAGCUCUAGCUGAAGAACCAGUUACCACCACAGUUGUGGAAGAAGUGGCUGCACCCCCCGCUGCAGAAGUAGCCAGCCAGCCCGAAGAAGCAUUUGCAGCCCAUGCGGAGACCCUGGCAGAAGGUCCCAAGAGAGAGUACAUUGUUGUGGUUCUGGAAGGAACACCUAAAGCGGAAAAACGUCCCAAGGUGCUGGGAGUGGGGCCCAUGACUGGCAGAAUCAUUGCAGCUCCAGACGAUGAUGAUGAUGAUGCCCCUGCUUCUGAGGGUAGGCGACGUCUUCUUAGGAUGCAAAUGCAGUAGUUUCAACUAAGUGAACAGCUCCUGAAGGAUGACUUUCUAUCCUGCAGAAGAAGAGGAUGUGCCUUUCUCCAACAUUUUCCCUUCCUCCUUUUACCCGUGAAAACACAAGGGACUAAUAUAGUUCCAGUGUAAAGAUACACAUAGUAUGUAGUGUUUAGAUCGAUGCCUGUUUUUAUAGAACCAUCAUCCCAACAUAUUAGCAGUGGCCAUAUGGCCCAUUACUGUGACACUCCACACUGACUUGCAUGUCUUGGCUCAAUAGUCCCUGAUGAGCCCAGUCAGUAGUUGAACAGAUCCCCGGUUUAUCUUUUAGUAGCCUCAAUAAGUUUUUGUAACUUGAGUGAAUUGCAACCUGUUUACUGCCGUGGACAAACCUGAGCCAUUCAGCCAACCCUUUUGUCUUAGUGUUUACUGCCUCAAAACUCACUCCAGUGGAAUACCUUGAUACUCCUCACCACAUCCAGUUAACCCAGUCACUGCCCGGCCACUUGUGAUGUGAACCUUUUGAGUCACCAGCGUUCUUUACAGUAGCCGACCUCAGGUUUUUCUUCUGCUUCUCUUGGUGUGAAAAUGAACAGCUGGAAACACUUGCUGUAGUUAUCUUUUUAAUGAAGAAACACUUUGAGCACACUUUGAGCAGCCCGUGUACAGUAGCUACCUUCCUACCUCAGUUUCCCUUGUGUUUUCAGUCUUUAAAAUGACAUGACAGACCUCUUGAUGCUAUCACAGUGUUACAGUUCCUAAGCCAACAACUUAUUUGCUAAGCCACUAGCUUCAAUAAGCUGUAACUUGAUCACAGAAACAACGUAUCCAGUAAAACUAAAGGGAUUUGUUGAUGUUCCUUUACUUCUCUUCCCUGCUGCUGAUGCACUGCUCUCAUUGGGUUAAAACUCUGAAGCAUGUUUCACUUCUGGCUACGCCAGUUGGUGAUGUCACAGCAGGUAUUUGGCCCUUGACAGCUGUUAGAAGAGCUUUUCUUGUUUUGUUCUAGCAUUCAGUCCUGUGUGGAUAUGCAGUUUAAAGGCUUGCAGCAAGUAUGAACAGUCAUGAUACUGAUGUGCUGGUGUGACAUGAAAUGUGUGUUUGGGAAGUGUAGCAGUAUGUCUGAAGAAAAGUCUGUGUGAAAUGCUUUGACAGCUUCCUUGAUUCCCUCUUUCAGAUUGUCUUACCUCUUUACGAUAGUAUUUCUGGCUUUCUUAGCUUGGCAUACAGCAUUGAAAUGGCUCUAAGAUCACUGAGGGAAGAAUGAGUGUUGGUAUGGAUUUUAGAAAUGGACACUCUGUCCUUGGUGCUCACAAGCAGGUUUCUAGAACAGGACGUGAGUGAAUGCCUUUGACUUAGCAAAGGACAGAAACGGACUGUUUCACACUGUUUUUCUUGUUUCUUUCUUGCAAAAUAAAGAGGGAUUAAACAUGA